Talaromyces amestolkiae is the source of this 2901-nucleotide messenger RNA. RefSeq lists its product as uncharacterized. The record is from RefSeq and is a predicted model, not a curated record. NCBI's taxonomy places the organism in Eukaryota, Fungi, Ascomycota, Eurotiomycetes, Eurotiales, Trichocomaceae. Gene Ontology annotation, molecular function: beta-galactosidase activity. The transcript is spliced from 8 exons. Gene Ontology annotation, biological process: carbohydrate metabolic process. The coding region runs from base 1 to 2901 and encodes 966 amino acids. Gene Ontology annotation, cellular component: vacuole.
AUGAGUGGCUUGGCCAGUCAUGUGGCAUAUGAAGAAGUUCCGUCUCUAGAGGGAAAAUCGUUACAAGACAUUGUUACGUGGGAUGACAAAUCCUUCUUUAUUAAAGGCGAAAGGAUAAUGAUUAUCAGUGGUGAAUUUCAUCCUUUUCGCCUGCCGGUGCAAUCAUUGUACUUGGAUAUCUUCCAAAAGAUCAAAGCCAUGGGAUUGGAUUUUGUAUCCUUCUACGUCGAUUGGGCCCUAGUAGAGGGGGCACCGGGGCAUUAUAAAGCCGACGGUAUAUUUGCCCUCAAACCGUUCUUCGACGCAGCUGAAAAAGCCGGAAUAUAUCUCACUGCACGGCCGGGACCCUAUAUCAACGCCGAGGUCUCUGGCGGAGGAUUUCCAGGGUGGCUUGCGCGCAUACCUGGCAAUCUGCGAGAUGAUAAUCCCUCCUAUCUAGAGUCUAUCACGAACUAUCUCUCACAAGUCUCUGCGGAUAUAGCUAAAGCGCAGAUUACAGAAGGCGGCCCUAUCGUUCUAUAUCAACCGGAGAAUGAGUACGGCGGGAAUCGUGCUUAUAUGCAGUAUGUUAUUGAUACCGCAAGAAACAAUUCUAUUGUCAUACCUAUGAUUAAUAAUGACGGGGGUCCCAAUGGUAAUUUCGCUCCUGGCAGCGGCCUAGGCGAAGUCGAUAUCUAUGGCUUUGACUGGUAUCCGGGACCUACCAACCGGGAUAUUGGAGACGCACCUGAAUAUCAGCUCCUCAACACCAUUGUCUAUAAUGGAGGUGGUUGGUUAGACAGCUGGGGAGGUCCGGGGAUAUUCGAUAACGUUGAAUUGACCGAUAGUUCCUUCGUGAGAGUCAUUUACCCAGUCAUUCUGCGAGAUAUCGGAGCUAAUGUCAUGAAGACUUUUGGCGGUACAAACUGGGGAAAUUUGGGAUUUCCUGGCAGUUAUACGUCUUAUGACUACGCAGCUGCUAUUUCAGAGACUCGCAAUGUAACACGGGAUAAAUAUGGGGAGACGAAGUUGAUCGCCAACUUCUUAAAGGUUUCUCCUACGUACCUGGAAAGCACCCCAGCCAGCAACUACACGGAAGGUGUAUUCACGAACACUACAGAGGUGGCAGUGACUCAACUUACAUGCAAUAGCUCCGCAUUUUAUGUCAUCAGGAAUUCCGACUAUUCAUCAUUGGGCACGGUUUCAUAUAGUUGGAGGCUUGACACGAGCAUGGGCAACGUAUCGAUCCCCCAACUUCCGGGAACCUUAUCACUAAGGGGUCGAGACUCUAAAAUGAUCGUGACUGAUUACAGUGUUGGUGACUUCAAUCUGGUGUAUACGACUUCCGACAUCUUCACAUGGAAAUCGUUCAGCAACAUGACUGUUCUGGUCCUUUACGGAUCCCAGGGCGAGUACCAUGAAUUCGCAGUCACCAUAUCGAACCAGUCCAACCAUUCUUCGGUGAUAGUCGUGGAAGGAGACCAGUCGGAUAUAUCUUCGAAGUACAUCUCAGGGGCUCUUGUUGUGGGAAUGCAAGUUUCUAGCCAUCGUUCUAUUGUAAGGAUUGAUAAUCUUUUGGUAAUCCUCCUUGAGCGCGUUACCGCAUAUUCCUACUGGGUACCACAAAUUUCUAUAAGCGCUACUUCAGCUGGAUACGUCAACAGUCGCAAUAUCGCCAAUUCAAUUAUUAUCGCUGGAGGGUACAUGGUUCGGACUGUGUCUCUCCAAGGCAGUGAACUCCACGCAUCAGUAGAUUUCAACAGCUCUACGACUCUUGAAAUAAUUGGAGUCCCUCCGCAGGCGAAGUCCCUGUUUGUCAACAGUGGAGCAGUUCCCCAUUCAGUGACUGAAUAUGGAUUCUGGUCCACAAACAUUGAAUACAACGCACCGGCUCUUGAACUUCCAUUGUUACACAAUCUGGAAUGGAGAUACGUCGACUCGCUGCCUGAGAUACAGCCGUCCUACGAUGACUCCAGCUGGCUCUGGGCUAAUCAUACUACGACGAACAAUACUGGCAAUCCCUUAUUGACGCCCACGUCUCUGGAUUCGACUGACUACGGAUUUUAUACAGGCUCGGCGAUCUAUCGAGGUUACUUCACCGCCACAGGAAACGAGCAGAACAUUUCUUUGUCCACCCAAGGUGGAGACGCCUUCGGUAGUUCCGUAUGGCUGAAUGAUACUUAUCUUGGCUCGUUUACAGGAGAUAUCGACCAUCCAAACUACGCUCCUAGUUUCAAUUCCACUUAUCCAUUGCCAAACCUCUCGGCAAGCCAGACAUACGUUCUUACCGUUGUAGUGGACAACACUGGUCUCGACGAGGAUUGGACGUUGAGCAACGGAGAGAAACUACCUCGAGGUAUUACCAAUUACAGUCUGGAUGGGCAUUCACAAGAUGAAGUCUUGUGGAAACUAACUGGAAAUCUUGGGGGCGAGAAUUAUGCGGAUCUCACUCGUGGGCCGCUGAAUGAAGGCGCCUUCUACGCCGAGCGUCAAGGUUGGCACCAACCGGAGCCUCCCAGCGACAAGUGGAUUUCGCGGAGCCCUUUUGAAGGUAUCCAAGAGGCCGGUAUUGCGUUCUUUAGCACAGAGUUUGACUUGGACAUCCCAUCGGGCUGGGAUGUGCCGAUAUCAUUUGUCUUUCGACGCAAUUCAUCGAGUGACUUCAGAGUGCAACUCUUUGUCAAUGGGUACCAGUACGGCAAGUACAUAAAUAACAUUGGACCUCAGCAAUCUUUUCCGGUACCCGAGGGAAUUCUGAACUACAAUGGAAAAAAUUGGGUUGCUCUGACGCUCUGGGCACAGGACCCUGAGGGCGCAAAUUUGAUGGACCUCGUUUUGGUACAUGAAACUCCGGUCAUCUCAACCCUUGAAGUUGAACCAGCUCCACAGCCCGUGUACUCCCCAAGGCCUCGAGCAUAUUGA